Molecule: messenger RNA, 279 nt
Organism: Geosmithia morbida
Lineage: Eukaryota; Fungi; Ascomycota; Sordariomycetes; Hypocreales; Bionectriaceae
Exons: 1
Coding region: 1-279 (92 amino acids)
Source: RefSeq, a predicted model, not a curated record
AUGUCCAGCAGCAACAGCAACACGGCAGGCGACAAGGCCACCGGCGCAGCCAACCUCCUUACCUCGACGGUAGGCAACACAGUCGGCGCUGUGGGCCGUACAGCAGGUGGCUUGACAGGGACAGCCGCCCGCGGCGUAGGUAACACGUUCAACUCCGCCACGGGAGGCCAUGCGAAGCCCGUGGGCGACGGUGUGGGGAGCAUCGGUAACGGUGUCGAGUCUGGCUUCAGCGGAGUGUCCAAGGGUGUUGAAGAUGCAGGGAACUGGAAGAGGCAGUGA